CUGCCUCCUAGUCCUCGUGGUGAAGUGCAACCAACAGCCAAUAUGCCGUCCGAUCAGAGCACCUGGCUCAUCGCCGUCCCCCAGGAUGGCGACGCAGAGGGUCUACUUCCAGAGAUCACCACUAAGCUAUCCCAACAAUCCAAGGCGUACUCCCGAGACACCAUCGCAGAGCUCGGCAUCCCCUCAUUCAAGACAGGAACGUUGGACUCCCUCAUCGCGCUUUCUGAGGAGCUUCCCAAGCAGGACACGUUCUUCACGUCCGUCGUCGCGAAGACGGUCGAUACCCUUCGGAACCUACUUAACAACGAUCCAUCCAAGCUCUCUCAGCACAUCCUCGUUAACGAGCGGGCGGUGGAUGAUUAUUUGUUUAAGGGCUGGAAAUGGAACGAAGGCAGGUACGGCGUGCAGAGAAGCCUGCGGGAGAUAGUCGAUCUCUUGAACAAGGAAGUAGCGUCUAUCGACAACGUCAUGAAGGCGAAGCUCAACAACUAUAACCUUGUUAAAGGCUCUUUGGUCCAGAUGCAACGCAAGAAAACCGGGAAUCUAUCUGUGCGUUCCCUCGUGGACAUCGUGUCCAAAGAACACAUCAUCAACGAAUCUGAAUACUUGGAUACUAUGAUAGUCGCUGUUCCGAAUAACCUCAACAAGGAGUGGAACUCCAAGUACGAGCGGCUGACAUCCAUGGUUGUCCCUCGAUCUUCGAUCUCAAUCACCUCAGACAGCGAAUAUACCCUCUAUAGCGUCGUGGUGUUCAAACGGGUGCGGGAUGAGUUCACGCAGAAAUGCAGAGAGAACAAAUUCAUUGUCCGAGAUUUCGUCUUUUCCGAAGAUGAAAUCGUGAAGCAGAAAGAGGAACUCGCCAUGGCUGACACCACAGAGAAGGAGCUCUGGACGGAACUUCUUAGGUUAUCGCGGACAAAUUUCUCUGAGUCGUUCCAGCUCCUCGUUCACCUGAAGGUAGUCAGACUAUUCGUCGAGUCGGUCCUACGAUAUGGUCUACCGUCCAACUAUGUUGGACUUGCAAUCAAGCCUGAACCCAAGACUACCAAGAAGGCGCUAGCAUUGCUCACGGAUCAUUUUGGCUACCUAAGUCCCCGCUCUGGGAGACCGAAAAAGGUGGCGGGUGGAAAUGAGGAUUUUGCUGGAGAAUACCAGACAUUGAUGGAGCAAGAGUACUACGACUUUGUAUUAUUCGAGGUCCCUUGGAUAGUCAACUAAGACGAACACGCAUGACUUUCGAAUUAGUCUAUUAUAAGAGCGAUAGCAAUAUGGCCAGCCCACUACUGUAGGAAUAUCAUUUGAUAUAAUAUACAGACGAGGAAGUACGGAAAUGAGGAAUCAUGGGGACUGUACCAGACCGUUGACGGGAAUUGCAG
Messenger RNA from Coniophora puteana RWD-64-598 SS2, 1376 nucleotides. Its product is annotated as ATPase V1 complex subunit C. Gene Ontology annotation, molecular function: proton-transporting ATPase activity, rotational mechanism. The record is from RefSeq and is a predicted model, not a curated record. The transcript has 9 exons. Gene Ontology annotation, cellular component: vacuolar proton-transporting V-type ATPase, V1 domain. The coding region runs from base 43 to 1218 and encodes 391 amino acids. Gene Ontology annotation, biological process: proton transmembrane transport. Lineage: Eukaryota; Fungi; Basidiomycota; Agaricomycetes; Boletales; Coniophoraceae.